This is a messenger RNA of Arabidopsis thaliana (thale cress), 1419 nucleotides long. RefSeq names its product alpha/beta-Hydrolases superfamily protein. NCBI's taxonomy places the organism in Eukaryota, Viridiplantae, Streptophyta, Magnoliopsida, Brassicales, Brassicaceae. The record is from RefSeq and is marked reviewed. Gene Ontology annotation, molecular function: epoxide hydrolase activity; catalytic activity. The transcript has 2 exons. Bases 116 to 847 code for a protein of 243 amino acids.
UUAAAAGUAACUUCCCUUUGGAUUCUCUAUUUAUAUCACUUCCAAAUUGAUUCCAUCACACAUCUUAAAAAGUAAAAACACAUUCAUCUAUCCAACAAAAAAAAAGAAAGGAGAAAUGGAAGGAAUCGAUCAUAGAAUGGUGAGUGUCAAUGGCAUAACAAUGCACAUUGCCGAGAAAGGUCCCAAAGAAGGACCUGUGGUGCUUCUCCUCCAUGGAUUCCCUGAUCUCUGGUACACGUGGCGUCACCAGAUUAGUGGGUUAUCAUCUCUAGGUUACCGCGCUGUAGCUCCAGACCUCCGAGGCUACGGAGACUCUGAUUCGCCGGAGUCUUUCUCCGAGUACACGUGUCUUAACGUCGUUGGGGACCUCGUAGCUCUUCUGGACAGUGUUGCUGGAAAUCAAGAGAAGGUGUUUCUGGUCGGUCAUGAUUGGGGAGCCAUUAUCGGAUGGUUUCUCUGUUUGUUUCGACCUGAAAAGAUUAACGGCUUUGUGUGUUUGAGUGUGCCGUAUAGAUCAAGAAACCCUAAAGUCAAGCCCGUUCAAGGGUUCAAGGCUGUAUUUGGAGAUGAUUACUACAUUUGUAGAUUUCAGGAACCGGGGAAGAUUGAAGGAGAGAUUGCAAGUGCAGAUCCAAGAAUAUUUCUGAGGAACCUCUUCACAGGGAGGACACUCGGUCCGCCGAUUUUACCUAAGGAUAAUCCCUUUGGGGAAAAACCUAACCCUAAUAGCGAAAACAUUGAAUUGCCUGAAUGGUUUUCUAAGAAAGAUCUCGAUUUCUAUGUCUCCAAAUUCGAGAAGGCAGGAUUUACCGGUGGAUUGAACUACUACAGAGCCAUGGAUCUGUAAGUUCUUAGUAUAUGAAUGCGUAUUUUAGGGUUUGGGUUAAUUUGUUAUUGGUUAAUAUAUCAGGAAUUGGGAGCUCACUGCACCAUGGACCGGAGCUAAGAUUCAAGUUCCAGUGAAGUUCAUGACAGGUGACUUCGACAUGGUGUACACCACACCAGGGAUGAAAGAGUACAUUCACGGUGGUGGAUUUGCUGCAGAUGUUCCAACUCUUCAAGAGAUAGUGGUGAUUGAAGAUGCUGGUCACUUCGUUAACCAAGAGAAACCUCAAGAGGUCACUGCUCACAUCAAUGACUUCUUCACCAAGCUUCGGGACAACAACAAAAGCUUUUAGAGUUCUCGUUUGGUUCUAUUAUGUUGGCUCUCAAAACAAGUUGGUUCUUGCAUGUGUUGUUUCGACAAGAUUUUGAAUAAGACUUGGCAUUAUGAAGCUCAACGUGUGUAGGAACAAUCGAUUCUGGCGAAAAUAGUUAGAAGGCUGGAUUGAAGAUUUCAAAAGAAAACCAAUUUUUUUUAUAGAUUUCACAAUGAUUUUAUAAGCAAACUAAAUGAACCAGAAAUAACCAAGUGAAACA